GUGUAUACCCUGAAAUUCACGCUAUUUAUGUCCUAGUAGGCAUGGCCCAUCCUUCUUCGUUUCUGUCACUAAGAAAACCAUUUUUGCGAUCUGAAAAGUUGAAAUCGGUCUGUUUUUUAUUUAUCACCUCAUUUCUUUCGCUAAGUCAUGGCCGCCAAUUCCGGAGUGAAAAUUUUCCGUGACAUUCUUCGUGAUAGCCCGUGCCGGAUGGCUUACAUGAUGUCGCAAUCGAAGAAUUUCACCCAGCAAUACUCGAAGAACCAUCAUCUGGGUAAAUCGAUCCCCCUGGAACGCCCCGGAACAGCGCGACCCAAAACUGCCCCAAUCACGGCUUCAUCCUUGGCGCAUGCCAUCACGGCCCAUAAUCUGAUGCCGGAAACCGUGAUGAAACCAGCAGAACGUCCCACAACCAGCGUUCGAACAGUGAAGCCUUCAAUUAACUUGAUCUGCACCGGGACCCGCAAGCCGGACGGAAAGCCUUCACGUCGACCGGAAGCUCCUCCCCGUCAACGUCCUCGACGUCCAGCGGAUCAAUCCUCCCGUAAGACUCCACCCGCAUCCAACAGCAAGCAGGACAUCCGCAAACGACCCCAUCAGCAGAGCUCCAAGCUUGAAUCGUCAAACACCAACCGGGACUCCCCGAAGAGGCCUUGCAAGAUCUGCAUCAGCGGCGAAGAUUGCUCCGUGUCAGAACAGUGGCAAGAUCUGCUCAAUGCACAAUCCACUUCAACGUCCUCGGAUGGCUUCAGGCAUCUUAUUGGAGAAAUCGAAGCCAUACGCUCGGAGUUGGUUGCCCGAGAAGACAUGAAGAACAUCAGCCUUCAGGAUUCGUUGGAACUGAUCAACGAAAUACAACAGAGGAUAAACUCGGUGUCCUUAUCGUCUGGAACCUCCGAAGGAAGUUUCCUUAAUCGACUGGAGCCUUUCCAAACUGCAACGUUGGGAUCCGAAAAAAGGUCCACAAUCAAAGCGAGGAAAUCUGUGCGCACUCUUCACUUCGAAGGAGGUCGGAUUAUGGAACAAGAUUACACAAAGGGGAGUCGUCAGCGGGACGGGAAACAGGUCGUGGUCAGAAAAGCAAAAACCAAGAAAAUCGAGAAGAAAUUUGAUGAAGGUCCACUGCGAUGUUUGUUGCCAUUGGUAAGCGAGUCGCUCAAAGCAGCGCGGGUCAAAUUUUGAACGAAAUAAAUUUUGAAAUUGAUGA
Molecule: messenger RNA, 1204 nt
Organism: Aedes aegypti (yellow fever mosquito)
Lineage: Eukaryota; Metazoa; Arthropoda; Insecta; Diptera; Culicidae
Exons: 2
Coding region: 148-1179 (343 amino acids)
Source: RefSeq, a predicted model, not a curated record